GAAUACAGCUUAGGCAGUUAGAGUAUAUCAGAUCAGUCAUUUUUAUUCUUGUCAUUCUUCCAAUUUUUUUGCAUUUUCUGUUAUACCUUCCCUUCAACAGAAUUAUUCAAUUAAACAUCCAGAAAAAACUAGUAAAAGAAAUGGAAGAAAGUGAUGGUACAUUGACAACACCCAUUAAUCCUAAGUCUUUGACAUCAACCUUAGCUGAUAGCAAUGAGAUUUGUCAGAGUCAAAUAUCAAGUGAUGCGUCUAAAUGUAUUGAUUCUGUUUUUGGCUCCAUUCCCACUCGAGCUGAGGCUGAUUACUCCAUGACAGCCUUCCAAAGUUUCAUGAACAACGAGGGCACAAAAAUGUUGGCGAAGAAUCCAGGAUUUCGACCCGUUGAGGCUGCUUUCCAGUUCAUGAAAACGCCAAUGGUUAAGGAGAUGGUAGGAUCAGUAAUGUGUGACAUAGGUGUCAUUGAUGCUAUGUUGAGGAACAACGCUGUUCAAGAGUUGUUAAGAUCAAUGAUGGUAGAUAAUUCAGCAAUAAUGCUAACAAAAGCUAUUAACACAGCUGCUUCAGACAGUCUUCGGCUUCAGGGGUCUGACAGCAAACACAGCUUGGUUUCAGUCAUUUUAAGCUGGCUCUUGGACAAUAUUGAGACUGGAUUUCUUGGAUUUUUCGGUACUUUGAGAUCACUAGUUAAUUAUACUCUUAAUAAGUCUACAAAAAAUGAGAGCAUGGGAUCUAGUUCCGAUUCUGGGCAAGUCAUACACUUGACCAUGUUUCUCUCCAUAAUCAAUCUCUUGAUUGUGUUUGUCAGGCGCGUCUUAAAACAUAAACUUAUGCUUUAGGGUUUUUCCAGAUGAACAAUGUGUUUGUAUCCUCUUUGCAUACCCAUAUCGAAUUCUUGUAGCACCGUACAAGUAAUGUACUCGUGUAGUACAGUAGUUUCUUAGACUGAAAUGAUGAGUGUCGAAAAAAAACAUUUGUUUUAUUUUGUUACAUUCUGUUUAAUUUUGGUUUAACAUAUCCAUUGUCUCUCCUCUAAGCCCAAGCAUUUCCCUUUCUCUAUUUGUUCUGUUGAAACUAAUGUAAUGUCGCCAAUUUAAU
This is a messenger RNA of Spinacia oleracea (spinach), 1095 nucleotides long. RefSeq lists its product as uncharacterized. NCBI's taxonomy places the organism in Eukaryota, Viridiplantae, Streptophyta, Magnoliopsida, Caryophyllales, Amaranthaceae. The coding region runs from base 141 to 836 and encodes 231 amino acids. The transcript has 3 exons. The record is from RefSeq and is a predicted model, not a curated record.